GUGAAAUAACAUGGCUGCCGAUCAGAGGUUUUGUUGACAUUGUAAGAGGUGAUUGACAUUUGUGGUGUUAAUUCUGCUAAUUAACCAGUUUGCUCUGCUUGCCACUGUUGUGGCAUCGGCCGGACCAAGAACAAUCAAGUGACAGUGGUAACAUGCAUUUUGUGGUGUCUGCGAGAAGUUGAUGAUUUGUAAAUAUGCGGGCAGUAUAUUUCCUUCUUGGUGGUCUUCUUUUUUGGAUUCCAGCGUGUCAUUCCAAGUUUAAAUCAGUAGUACAGUGUCCAGAGUUGGGGUCCUUCCUGAAUGGUGAGGUGAAGCAAGAUAUGUACAAUGGACAAAGGAAGUUCAAGUGCAACUCAGGCUACAAGAUGGUAGGGGAGGCCAAACAGGUGUGUGGGGAGACCGGCCAGUGGCAGCCCCCGUCUGGGCCUGUUUGUGUGCAGGCUGCUGUACAGUCGGGUCAGUGUAUAUACAGUGGAAAACAUUACAACCAUGGAGAAGAGUUCCAUCCCAGGCCCUGUGUAACAUGUGCCUGUAAUCAUGGGAGGAUGAUGUGUGAGAGACAGAACGUGUGCCCACAGCUCACCUGCCCCAAGAUUGACCAGCUACAGAUACCUGGAGAAUGCUGUCCUGUCUGUAAAGACCAUGCACACAUUGGACGGUGCCAGCCUCCACACUUCCUCAACGCCAAGAUUCGCUACGAUUCUUGGACCCCUUUCAACCAGUCCCAGAAAGCUACAGUGGUGUGUGAUCCUGGCUUUACUACCAUCACUGAGGGUUACAAGGAGAGCUUCCGCAUCACCUGCAGCACCAUCGGUCUGUGGGUCAUGGAGGAUGGAAUAACUCCCUUGCCACAAUGCUUAAUGAAGCGGUGUCCCCUGGCCCCCACAGUGCCCCAUGCUGUGUAUCGGUAUCGAUCCUACCCUCCUGUCGUCGGGGAGGGUUCCCAGAUCCUCUACAUCUGCAACGCAGGCUAUGAGUUCGUCGACCCCAGCGCCUCCAAUCUGACCUGUCACCGGGGUGCAUGGGUUGGACCCAUUCCUCGCUGCGUUAAGAUGCAGACUUGUCAAUCCCCACCCGAUAUAAAUGCUGGCUACUUCACAAACUCAUUGACCACGAAGAACAUCUUUGGCAGCUACUACAUCGGGUCAAAGGUGACCUACAAGUGCCACGAUGGCUUCCAGCUGAUGGGGUACCAGGUGUUGGAGUGUCUCAGCUCCAGCACCUGGUCCAGCAUCCCGCCCCAGUGUCUCCCUGCUGGAGAAACAAGUUUCUACUGUCAAAAUAUGAGGAAUAUUAAUUACGGUCACUGCAAGUGUCAUCAGGAGACGAACACCGACCUUCAACUGUGCCAGCCGUUCUACCGCGGGGUGGAGGUCGAGUGUGGGUGCAAAACUGGCUACCACCUGGAGGGUGCGUCACUCCUCACCUGUGUCCAGAGCACCUCCAACCCGAUGAUUGGCACCUGGGACCAUGAGAUGCCCUACUGUGUUCCAGUUGACCCUGGAGAUGUGGGGCCGGUGGACACUUAUUCAACAGGCGACAUCACAGACAUGCGGAGUCACGUCAGCACACUGGUCAUUGUCAUAGCCACUGCUUGCAGUGUCUUGGGAGUACUGCUUCUUAUCAUGGUCAUUGUUGUGUUUCGACGCCGCAAGCCACGCCCACACCUGUUCCAUCCUGGCACCACCCCCCUCCCUUACUCACGUGUUCACAGCGACUCCAUAGAUGAGCAUGACAGGCUGGCGCUUAUGGCAUAUGCUGACGCAACGCGAGUCCAUCUCCCAACUUACGACGAGGCCACGUCGGGGCACUGCAGGCCAAGUGUAAAUCACCAGCCCUCACAGCUGCCACAAGUGAACCCUACCACUGAAUUCAGACCACUUCCCAGCAUUCCACCAACACUGCGCACCAACACUGCCGUUGCCGGGGACAACACAAACAGGCAUUCAACAGUGACAACAAGCACCAUCAACAGAGAUGGAACAUCUGAGAUAUUUGGUUCACUAGAUACAGUCAACGUGAGCAUGAGUGAUGCCUCAACUUCUGUUACUGUGGAAACGUAUGACAGUGGUACCUCCAUGAGAUCUAUAGCUUCCCAAGAGGCGACUGCGGGCAGUUUCACCGCAUCAGAUGAUAACCUGGCAAAUGAGGAUGUACCACUGCUGGAGAAUGCUGGAGAAAACAACAGUGACACAUCCAGCGAGAUCCUACUCACCAAUCAGGAACAGAAGGAGGAGUAGUUGCCAUGGCAACCUGUGGUGUGUCUGAGAUGUACAUAGCCUCCCACUGAGUGACAGCUGGUUGAGUGUGUGUGACAGCAGACAGGCUGUUAUGUGUGAAAUGUUCAAGACUGUGUCAGACACUUGAUACAGCCAAGUGCGAAAUCAGCAUAUACAGUUUUGUGUAUUGUAAGUUACAGUGAAACGGGUGAUAACAGAACUACUUUGUUUACCAUUUGUUUACCACAGUGAAGAAGCAAACAUGGUUUGAAUGUGUAAUUAGACUUCACCAAGAUGUCUGUUGCAUUUGACAUACAGUAUGCACUAGACCAUCAGCUUCUUGUGUUAUUAUGUGCUACACUCGAUAUAGACUCAGGACUGGGGACUUACCCUGGGAGCAGGGAGCUUGUUCUUCUCCAAUUGCAUGAUGAUAGUUGUGACAGUAAGGUGAAGGUGAGUGAAAGGAAGGGUAUGUUCCCAACACAAGCAUGUGUCACACUACUAUACUGCCUGGGAGGUUAUACAUAGGACUGACUUUACAACUUUCAACUCGGCAGUACUCAUACGUAGUGGAUGGUCUGAAAUUAAUGUCAUCAACAUUUUGAAGUACAGAAAAGGUCAUUUUAACAAUAUAUGCAUAAUGUUCCAGUAGAUAAUGUUCUAUUUGAUAGAGGGUAAGUGAUCUCCUCAAGAACAAGAAGGUUGUAUACAUUCAGCAUACGUCAGGUAUCUAUAUAAGUCAUAGUUCAAAUGAUCAUCAUUUCUCUCUCGGCCAUGUCAUGUCAGGUAGUGGAAACAUGUAAAGGUUUAAUCUCAAUAUUUCUAUUGGAGGAAAGGAAACCAUUGUAAAAAAAUCCAUGAUGAUAUGUCGGAACCACAUGACUUCAGUGGCUUCAUGCCGCUUCCACUUAUUGUAAUUCUCAACAAAAACACCUGUGUCAGUGUUUGUUUGUUUUGUUCAUGAUCAUGUACAACUUGUCCAACCUCUAUAUAGAUAGGACUAGACCAUGUAGACUGUGGUGAAUCAUAUCCUUCAGAUGCUUCAUUCUGUCAAGGGAAUACAGUCACAGUAAACCACAAUCUUGUCCUGUGUACUUAAGUACCUCUCUACUUGAGAAUCUGACAACCCUAGGAGGUUGCCUCAGGUGGACCCAGAAUGAAAUUUGACCACUUGGUCGAAGUAAAGAAUGCGUAAGGUCAAUCAGGUAUAAGUUUUUUGUAACAAUGGGGAUUCCUUUCUUUACACCUCAAUUUUAACAAAAGAAACCUUAUGCUUUUGAUAUAGUACACCCUUUUGGGUGUAGACAGGCUCAGGAACAACAGGAUGUAUAAAAUAUCCACAAAGAUAUAAUAACACAGCCUCUUUUAUUUUGCAAGUGCCCGUUUAUUCUAUUUUGUGUACCGAGAUACAGAAAUCAGAAAUACUGCUCUGAAUUUUUCACAGGCUCAUACUGAGAAUUUAAAAAACUUUGAUUGGCUGAUUGGAAUAUUCAUCUGAUGCUCGUCUAUGGAGGGUCUGUCAGAAGUUCUCACAGAGAGAUAUUGUGUAGCAGUAAUAUCCGAGGGCAGGUGCCCACUUCCCUUUGGGCAGCAAUGGAGGUAGACAGGUAAACCCUGCAGGUGACCACCAGCUGACACUUGAUUUGUAAUGGUGUACCCAACAAGGGAACAAAGCAUUUGCAUAAUCAUUCUCAGAUCUGUAGUAAAUUUAGGCCCCAGAAGAAUUUCUCACAGUAUAUUGCAGAUGGGUUUGUAGGAUAUUAAAUGUACCGGUAAAUAAGGCUUCAAACACAUUGGCCAUGUUAUUUAUCAUUUUACAUUUAUAAUGAUUUUUGGUGUUAUUCACUGAAACAUGAGACAUCUUGCAAGGAGUCUGAUCUGCAAAAUUGAUUAUUCAGUAUAUUUAGACUACAUGGUGUGUGGUGAUAAUUUGGGCAUUGAAGAAGUGAUGGUUGGUGAAGAUAUCUCCCUAUUACUCAUUACCAUAUUAUAUGGACAACUGGACCUCAUUGUCAUGUUUACUGCAGAAAAAUCAAAAGCCUUCUGAAGCACAAUUUUGUUACAUUCCUGUUCUUGUUUGUGUCAAUUCUUAUGCUCUUCGGCCAGUGUUUGUUAUAUUGUGGAGAUGCUGACUUCCUUCCCAAGGUCAGUCUCAGUGCCAGUGUCUGAGAUUGGCUGGGAGUAGGAGUUAUAUUAGUUUUAUAGUGCUCACAAUCAUAUUAGAUGUUGCAGCUACACACAGACCGUGGUCUCGGAUCUCCAGUUCCACUACACACAGACCAUGGUCUCGGAUCUUCAGUUCCACUACACACAGACCAUGGUCUCGGAUCUUCAGUUCCGCCACACAGACCAUGGUCUUGGAUCUACAGUUUCGCUACAACACAGACCAUGGUCUUGUAUCUUCAGUUCCACAACACACAGACCAUGGUCUCGGAUCUACAGUUCCACUACACAGACCAUGGUCUCGGAUCUACAGUUCUUCUACACACAGACCAUGGUCUCGUAUCUUCAGUUCCACUACACACAGACCAUGGUCUCGUAUCUUCAGUUCCACUACACACAGAUCAUGGUCUUGUAUCUGCAGUUACACUACACACCAACCUCGUCUGAGGUCUACAGCUCCGGUACACCGACCAUGGUCUCGGAUCUACAGUUCCGCCACACAGACCAUGGUCUCGGAUCUACAGUUCCACUACACAGACCUUGGUCUUGGAUCUACAGUUUCGCUACAACACAGACCAUGGUCUUGUAUCUUCAGUUCCACAACACACAGACCAUGGUCUCGGAUCUACAGUUCCACUACACAGACCAUGGUCUCGGAUCUACAGUUCUGCUACACACAGACCAUGGUCUCGUAUCUUCAGUUCCACUACACACAGACCAUGGUCUCGUAUCUUCAGUUCCACUACACACAGAUCAUGGUCUCGGAUCUACGGUUCCACUACACAGACCGUGGUCUCGGAUCUACAGUUCCACUACACACAGACCAUAGUCUCAGAAGUACAGUUCUGCUACUUACAGACCAUGGUCUUGGAUCUACAGUUCUGCUACACACAGACCAUGGUCUGGGAUCUACAGUUCCACUACACACAGACCAUGGUCUCAAAUCUACAGUUCUGCUACACACAGACCAUGGUCUCGGAUCUACAGUUCUGCUACACACAGACCAUUGCCUUUGAUCUACAGUUCUGUUACACAGAGACCAUGGUCUGGGAUCUACAGUUCCACUACACACAGACCAUGGUCCUAGAUCUACAGUUCUGCUACACACAGACCAUGUUCUAGGAUCUACAGUUCUGCUACACACAGACCAUGGUCUCAUAUCUUCAGUUCUGCUACACACUGACCUUGGUCUCGUAUCUUCAGUUCAGCUACUCACAGACCUUGUUCUUGUAACUUCAGUUCAGCAAAUCACAGACCAUGGUCUCAUAUCUUCAGUUCAGCUACUCACAGACCUUGGUCUCGUAUCUUCGGUUCAGCUACACACAGACCUUGGUCUCGUAUCUUCGGUUCAGCUACACACAGACCUUGGUCUCGUAUCUUCAGUUCAGCCACUCACAGACCUUGGUCUCGUAUCUUCGGUUCAGCUACACACAGACCUUGGUCUCGUAUCUUCGGUUCAGCUACACACAGACCUUGGUCUCGUAUCUUCGGUUCAGCUACUCACAGACCUUGGUCUCGUAUCUUCGGUUCAGCUACUCACAGACCUUGGUCUCGUAUCUUCAGUUCAGCCACUCACAGACCUUGGUCUCGUAUCUUCAGUUCAGCUACACACAGACCUUGGUCUCGUAUCUUCGGUUCAGCUACUCACAGACCUUGGUCUCGUAUCUUCAGUUCAGCCACUCACAGACCUUGGUCUCAUAUCUUCAGUUCAGCUACACACAGACCUUGGUCUCGUAUCUUCAGUUCAGCUACUCACAGACCUUGGUCUCGUAUCUUCAGUUCAGCUACACACAGACCUUGGUCUUGUAUCUUCAGUUCAGCUACUCACAGACCUUGGUCUCUUAUCUUCAGUUCAUCUAAGCACAGACCUUGGUCUCGUAUCUUCGGUUCAGCUACACACAGACCUUGGUCUCGUAUCUUUAGUUCAGCUACACACAGAGCUUGGUCUCGUAUCUUCGGUUCAGCUACUCACAGACCUUGGUCUCGUAUCUUCAGUUCAGCUAGUCAUAGACCUUGGCCUCGUAUCUUCAGUUCAGCUACUCACAGACCUUGGUCUCGUAUCUUCAGUUCAGCUACUCACAGACCUUGGUCUCGUAUCUUCAGUUCAGCUACUCACAGACCUUGGUCUCGUAUCUUCAGUUCAGCUACUCACAGACCUUGGUCUCGUAUCUUCGGUUCAGCUACUCACAGACCUUGGUCUCGUAUCUUCGGUUCAGCUACUCACAGACCUUGGUCUCGUAUCUUCGGUUCAGCUACUCACAGACCUUUGUCUCGUAUCUUCGGUUCAGCUACUCACAGACCUUGGUCUCGUAUCUUCGGUUCAGCUACUCACAGACCUUGGUCUCGUAUCUUCGGUUCAGCUACUCACAGACCUUGGUCUCGUAUCUUCGGUUCAGCUACUCACAGACCUUUGUCUCGUAUCUUCAGUUCAGCUACUCACAGACCUUGAUCUCGUAUCUUCGGUUCAGCUACUCACAGACCUUGGUCUCGUAUCUUCAGUUCAGCUACUCACAGACCUUGGUCUCGUAUCUUCAGUUCAGCUACUCACAGACCUUGGUCUCGUAUCUUCGGUUCAGCUUCUCACAGACCUUGGUCUCGUAUCUUCGUUUCUUCUCCUCACAGACCUUGGUCUCGUAUCUUCAGUUCAGCUACAACACACAAUUGCCUUGGUAUACACACUGGCUGUAUUUAUGAUGUUUUCUGGUAGUCUCUCCGCAUGUUGAACUGUUGUGCUCUAACGUCAUCAAAUCAGUGUAUCUGCCAAUGUGAAGCCGGGAAUCAUUGACUAAAGACCUAAUUGUCAAAAAUGCAGCAUUAUGUAUCAAGCAAGAAGGGAAGCAAUUAAGCAAUUUGCAGUAUGUCGUAUAGUGCAUAUGGAAGAAGAAGGGAUUAAUGCUGUAAUGUUCUUUAACCUAUCACAAUCAGCAGUAUUCAAGUGCUUUUUCAUCUCGUCAUCAAUGGAAUGUCACUGCAUGUUCUCAUUGGUAUGCAAAAACAUCACACUAACCUAUGGAUAUGAUUUCUUAAAAAUAUAUUUAAAAGCGGUUAAAUUAUUAUCAAAUGUUUUUAUCCUUCAAUGUGAAAAUGUUAACCUUAAUGAUUUGCCUGUAUGCCCCUAAGGUAAAGUGUGAAUUUGGUGUUGCAGUUAGGAAGUGCACCUAACGCAACACAAAUCACACAAACUUCCUUCUUUGUUCCUUUGGACAUUUAGAGUGGAUAGUACAGAGAGAUAUUUUUCUAAGAAAGGUUAAAUACUUUAACUACAAACCAGCAGACAUUCUUAACAUGUGUCUGUAGAACACUCUAACACCUGGGAACUCAUAUUUUCACUCAUAAAAAACAAAAUGAUUUUCAUCAUUUUCAAAUAUAAACAGCAAACAAUUUUAUAUUUGUUUAUUUGUACAUAUGAAGGUACAGCAACUCUGGCUAGAUAAUUAUUAUGAAGUAUGUAGCAGUAUGUAUGAAGUAUGUAGUACAUAUGACUUUACUUGAGAUUCUGGAGCCUGGAAAUUUAAAUGUGGAGUAGUUAUGAUGUGUGAAAUAUCAGUCUUUUCACUUACCUUAAGAUGCUGGGUAAAAUUAGUCACUUAUUUAUCUGAAUCAAAUAUAGGCAUGAUUUAUGAUCCAUGUGCGUUGGUGUGUAAUCUGUCAUAUUGAGUUCUCCAAGGUAAAACGAGGGACCACUCUAAGGAUGCUCUCCGUAUAAUCAGUAAUGUUCAAUGUUCAGUGUUUCAUCAUUGCUGCCUGGUUGAUUAUGUGUACCAAAUUUGUUAUAAAUAAUAUAGAUAUUACUUAUUUUACAGAAGAUGUUUCUUGUCAUGAUGUUUAUGUCUUGUGUGCUUUUUAUUACUUACCCUCUACAUGUUUGUCAGACAAGUAUUUAUUGUCUUUGAUGACAUGGAAUGUUGAUGUGCAGUCUUAUCCCAGGGGAGGUCUCUGUAAGGCCACAAUCCCUCAGUAAGUGUUACGAGGGUCUGCUGUUCCCCAGGUGCCGCAGACUGUGAUGGCCCCUCCCUUCUGAAGAUGUGUCCAGUACAGGCUAUUUAUUGAACACUGUGUGGCAGUGGUACCAUGUUGUAUACAGUCAUCACAUGGCUUACUCAUAGUACAUGUAGUACCAGGCUAGCAAUGACACAAAUGAAGGAAGUGCAAUGUUUUCCAGUGUACAGACUAGUUCCUGAAAUGCUGUUAAUACUGUGUAAGCUGUUUGUGAUAGAUAAUGGUACGAAGUGUUGAUGUCCGCGUCGGGAUUCUGACAGGCCAGUUGGAGUACUAAGUGAUACUUUCCAAGGUUAACAUCGAAAUAGAUUUUAAUACUUUGUUCCUGUUUUUUAUGUAUAUAUAAAACUGGAUGCUCUGUAUGCAUAGUAUGUAAGAAACUGAAAGUUACACAACUCAACAGUUCCCCUCUUUCCUCACUUUUCAUCUCAAGUCAUACCAAUACAGGAAUAGAGGUUGUCCCAUCUUUGAAAUCAAAUUAGGAAUGAGUUUUUACGCUAUCCCACCAACCUCCUGUGCUCUUGUGUUCUCCACUGAGUGUGACCGUGCUGCAGAGUGUUGUCAGUGUAUGGUCUACGGGAGGUGGGUCUCCUUGUUCCUCACAUCCUCCAGAUCUGAUCAGCACUCUUUGUUCACCUUUACAUGUAUUAGUGUUUAUUUAGAUAUAUUGCCUUUCAUUUCUACUUGUCAGUCUUUAUAAAUGUGAUAUUUUGUGACGACUUAAGUUUACAUGAGGGAUGGUUUUGUAAGGUGGUUUAAAAUUUUAUACUUCAGUAUUUAGUAUACAAGAUUGCUUAGGAAGGAAUUUUGUGUUUCUGGAAACAUCAGAUUUUAAAACAAGGAAGAUAGUUUUAUCUCAUUCCAUGUCUCUCCAGGAAAGUGAGAAGUCAGCUGAUUAAUCAUUCUUGUGAACGAAAGGUAUUUUACUUGACAAAUCUAGAUCUGCUCAAGACACACGUCUUCCACAUGGCAACUGUUGUAUAUUGUAGAACAGUAGCUUGCUGUAUAAGUAAUCAGAAUCGCAUGUAGCCAAUACGUUUUAAUGUAGCUUGGUACAACCAUACAACAGUGUCUCAGAAUAUACCAUUUCACAAUAUGCAAACAACAUUAUUUUAGGUAUUAUUGAAUAACCAAAUAUAAACUGAUCUAAUUUGAUGCAUGUACAAAUUUCUACUGUACGGGUAAAAUAAGCAAAUGAAUAGAUAUUCCUGUUAGUAGAAUUCCAGAUGUGUCAUAAAUUCUGAAAUUUGUUACUGGAUGAAACAAAGGCCCCCUGUGAUAGACCUAGAAAAUGUUUGUAUACAUGUUGCUUUGUCUGGUAUAUGGACAUGGUGAAAUGCUACUUCCGAUCAUACAGGCUUUACUCCACACUUCACGGCCACGUAUUCCAUGGGUAAUAUUUAUGUCUAUUUCCUGUGCCUGUGUGUACUUCACCUGUUGUAUUGCAGUCCCGUCUACCUGCACAGAUGUACAUGUAGCCUCUGAGGGUGCCUAUCACAUUUCUACCCUUUGUUAUGCAAAUGUUGUCAAGCUUUAUUGACGUGCAUUUUUAUCAUUCUAGCCAACCCCCAGCAAUACAUUCUAAUGGUUGUUGAGCAUUGUAGUGGACGUUAUAGUGUUGACUUCCUCAUUUAUAUAUGUAAAAUAAAUUAUGUCAUUUUUA
Molecule: messenger RNA, 10044 nt
Organism: Haliotis rufescens (red abalone)
Lineage: Eukaryota; Metazoa; Mollusca; Gastropoda; Lepetellida; Haliotidae
Product: sushi, von Willebrand factor type A, EGF and pentraxin domain-containing protein 1-like
Exons: 11
Coding region: 195-2240 (681 amino acids)
Molecular function (GO): protein binding
Source: RefSeq, a predicted model, not a curated record